Solanum tuberosum (potato) is the source of this 635-nucleotide messenger RNA. RefSeq lists its product as uncharacterized. The transcript is spliced from 2 exons. The coding region runs from base 12 to 296 and encodes 94 amino acids. Lineage: Eukaryota; Viridiplantae; Streptophyta; Magnoliopsida; Solanales; Solanaceae. The record is from RefSeq and is a predicted model, not a curated record.
CAUAAAUAAAGAUGGAGAAAUGGGGAUUCUCUACUAGUCGGAGAAAAAUGGCGACAUGGGGUGCAUUUUUUGGUACAAGGGUUAUGGAAAUAGUGAAGAAGCAUGAUUCCGGCGGCCUUGUUUGGAAGAGAAUUAAGCUCACAUCUACUCGCAAAGCUAAUGCCAAGAAACGUCUUCGCCGUGUUUGGCAGAAUGAAGCUGUCUUGAGGGCAUGUUCUGAAGCACCUCCAUCCGAAACUUCAGAGGUUGAUGCUGGACAAAUAAGUAAUGUGCAGUUAAAAACCAGUAAGAGUUAGUUCUGAAAAGGGUGACCGAGUAUGAAGAGGCAAAAUGAAAUAUGCGUGACAGCUGCUUGCAAGGUUAACGACAUUAAUGGACUACCCCUGAAUUUUGCUUUACCUGUUAGCGUUAUGUUAGUAUCUGGUGAAGUGAUUUGGAUGUCUCACUUUCACAUGGUUACUCUAGAUCAUGCAUGUUAUAGCUGAGACAACUAUCUCCUUCAUCUUUGGUGAUCCAAAGUAUACUUUUCUUAGCUUAGAUGUACUGAGUAUUUACAUCGCUGACAAAAUUUAUCACGUAGAAUCUAUUCUGAGGUCAUGCUUCUGUUUGUGUUUGAUCACAAGUUUGUUUGGUCA